Messenger RNA from Colletotrichum costaricense, 201 nucleotides. RefSeq lists its product as uncharacterized. The record is from RefSeq and is a predicted model, not a curated record. NCBI's taxonomy places the organism in Eukaryota, Fungi, Ascomycota, Sordariomycetes, Glomerellales, Glomerellaceae. Bases 1 to 201 code for a protein of 66 amino acids. The transcript has a single exon.
AUGGCGACCUCUCUCCUCGCCCAAUGCUCAACCACCCUCUGGUGCCACCUCCGUUCCCUCCCCCUCUGGGCCUUCGUCCUCGUCGUCCUCCUCCUCGGCGCGCUCCGCCAGCGCAUAUUCCCAUCUUCACCGUCUUCUUCUCCGACCAGACGGCGACGGGAAGCACCGGCCGUCGCGGAUAAGAAGACGUCCGCUUCCUGA